Messenger RNA from Chondrus crispus (carragheen), 1083 nucleotides. RefSeq lists its product as hypothetical. The transcript has 2 exons. Lineage: Eukaryota; Rhodophyta; Florideophyceae; Gigartinales; Gigartinaceae. The coding region runs from base 1 to 918 and encodes 305 amino acids. Gene Ontology annotation, molecular function: oxidoreductase activity, acting on the CH-CH group of donors, NAD or NADP as acceptor. The record is from RefSeq and is a predicted model, not a curated record.
AUGCGCGCCCUGCACCAGAACAAGUACGGAGACCUAUGCACCUAUCAAGUCGGCGACGUCCCCGUCCCCACCCCAGGGUCAUCCGAAGUCCUGAUCCGCGUCCACGCGGCCUCGAUCAACCCCGUCGACCUCAAGCGCUCGUCCCUUGGCAUUGACGACAAAGAAACCUUCCCCGUCGUCACGGGCUACGACGUCGCGGGCCUUGUCGAAUCCGUCGGUGACGGAGUCCAAGGUUUCGCCAAGGGCGAUCGCGUCUUUGGAAACGUGCAGGCAGACACGCUUGGGCCCAAGACCACCGGAACCGUGGCCGAGUUCUGCCUGGCAAGGCACGACUUGCUUGCGCGCGUCCCCGAUUCCGUCAGCAUGGUUGACGCCGCCGCGUUGCCGCUGGUUGGCCAGACAGCCAUCCAGGCCUUUGAAAUGGCAUCGGUGAAAGCCGGUGAGAAGGUGUUUAUUUCGGCUGGUGCCGGCGGUGUAGGAAUUCACGCGAUGCAGAUUGCCAAGAAUAUGUUUGGCGUGAGCGAGGUGGCCACCACGGCAUCGGCGGCGAAGAGGGACUUUGUGGUCAAGUAUGGCGCGGACAAGGUGGUGGAUUACAAGACUGAGGAUGCGGGUGCGGUGCUGGCGGGGUGGGCCGACAUGGUUUUGGAUGCCACGCAGGAGAGUGAAAUGGAGAAGCGGGUGCUCAAGGAGGGUGGGAAACUAGUUAGCAUUGUAGAUACCGGGAAGGAGGGUGUGUCAUUCUUGCUGGUGACUCCGAGGAAGAAGGACUUGGACAAGAUAGCAGAGGCGAUGAAGGAUGGGAAGCUCAAGGCUGUUGUGGAUAGUGUGUAUUCGCUUGAGGACGGUGUGAAGGCGAUGAAGCAUGUGUUGGACGGGAGAGCGAAGGGGAAGGUUGUCGUGCAGGUCUGCAAAUGAUUAAUUGGUUGCGGUUGUUAGACACCAGGAGAAGAUGUGAAUUCAGUAUGGGUAUGAUUGGAUGAAUUGGAAUUGGCCAGCACUGUUCCGUCCAGUAAUAGAGUACGCCCUUGAUUUUGGUCAUUCUACAGUAUUGCAACCAAUUGAAAGUGACUUGCCAUGGCA